GUUCCAGAGUGAGUCAGUAUGCCAGACUCCACUGGAGAGACAAAACCACACAGAGAUCAUGGCUCUGGAGCGGGCAGAAGGAACCGCAGGAUUUUCACCUACACUGAUUCUGAAUGCUAUAUCAAUUGGGAAGGGGUGGGUUUCUACUGAAUCUCCAUUUCUGUAAUGGUUCUGUAACCACAGACGCUGGGAGAGGGGCAGCAAGUACAGGGUGAGGAUUUACUAAUAAAUAGACAUGAAACUAAAGAAGAACAGAGUCUGGACAAGAGAAACAAAACAUUGUCAAUGCAGACACAGGAAUGAAACUGAGGAAGUGACAGAUAUAGGGGAGGCAAUCAAUGACGUGAUGGAGUCCAGGUGAGUCCGAUGAAGCGCUGAUGCGCGUAACGAUGGUGGCAGAUGUGUGUAACGAUGAGUAGCCUGGCGACCUCGUGCUCCAGAGAGGGGGAGCGGGAGCAGAUGUGACAAUUUCAUUAUUCAAAACAAAGCAUUUACCUAAUUUCUGUCCCAAAGAAACGUUAGUGUUUUAAAGCUGUUUUUGAUAUACUCAUUACAGGAUUCCCAGAGUAUGGUGACGCAGGUAAAGUCCAACCCUACCUUCCUGGCACAUAGGAUGGCCAAUGUCAGACACAGACGACAUGACAGACACCCAGUUGACGGCACCUUCCCCAAGUUCAGGCUGAUUACCUGGGAGCCCUCGGGGGACUUUAUGAAGACCAGCCACGUGGUCAACACACCUGUACAGACCAUGCACAUCAUGGGGGACCUGGGACCACCAGGCAAACUUGGCCAAAACGAGAAGGAAUGCUUGUUGUGCACGAUAAGAGCAGAUGGAAAUGGAGUGAUUACCAUCAAACCAGACUUCAACAAAGUUGUUUCAUCAGCAAAGGGCUAUCAGGAGAGCUACCCAAUCCCAGAGGGCCAUCGUGGCUUCAUCAGUGAUGCCAGACUUCUGCAGAUGCAGAGAGCUGAGAGAGAGGCUAUGGAAGUAAAGCAAAGAAAGAUAAGUGCUAUCCAUGAGAAUUAUGUCCGGACUGCUCUCAUCAGGGUUGGCAGCACCUUCGCGCACCACUUCGUCCCCUCUAUUCAGUGCAUUCCGUGCCCGACAGCUCCACCGAGGCCUUUGCCACGAAGGCUUGAACACAUAGCUCUGGCCCCACUUAAGAACGUGGUGGAGGUGGACGGAGCCCAAGUUCGACCCGGAUCUCACUCUCUGGAGUCCAUCCAGGUAAAUAAGUCAUUCAGCAGCAGUAGCGUGUGGCCUGUUCCCGUCCCUCCCACUGGAGCUCCCUCCAAGAGGGGCAAGAAGAAGAAGGGCAGGCGGGGAGUCAAAGCCCUGAAAGUCCAGUCGGACCAGGGCUGUGCUGACAACAACGGACCCAUUGACCUGAUUGAAGAGGUGAGGGACAUCGAGGCUCACCUGAAGGAGGAGGCCUGGAAGAUGUUGUUUGAUUUUGUGGGGGAGGAUGAUGCCUCGAGUGAGGUUUUUACCCUCCAGGCAGCAGCGGGCUUCGCAUCCCUGAAAAGCACGAUUAACGGGUCAUUGGAGGACUAUGGCAUUCGGGAGUCAACAACACUGUAUGUGUUGUGGUUGUCUGUGGAGGAUGUGCAGCCUUCUCUCCUUUCAUUCACCUCCUUCAUCAGCAAACUUUUCUUCUUUUCACUCCUCACCUUCUAA
Messenger RNA from Salvelinus fontinalis (brook trout), 1678 nucleotides. RefSeq lists its product as uncharacterized. Bases 569 to 1678 code for a protein of 369 amino acids. The transcript has 6 exons. Lineage: Eukaryota; Metazoa; Chordata; Actinopteri; Salmoniformes; Salmonidae. The record is from RefSeq and is a predicted model, not a curated record.